AUGAUGCCACGCCACAGUGCUAAGCAGCUUACAGUACAGUACUCUUCGGGAGCUGCACAUCGUCGUCGAAGAAAGUCGGUCCUACGGUAUCUUGUUGAUGCGGACGACUCAAGUGAAGACGAGCUGGACCUAUCCUACGCACAAGCCUACGAGAACGUGCUUGGAUCUCGAGAGCGAGGCAUUCUUCCGCCUCGUCGACUUGCGUUCAAACCACAAACGAAUGGAGAGGCGUACUACAAGCAAUGUAGAUUUAGUGUAGUGCAAACUGGCAAGAACGCGAGUGACACAUCCAGCAAUACGAACUACGGGCGCGCUGCGGACUGGAUAACACACAAAGAUUGA
This is a messenger RNA of Phytophthora infestans T30-4, 342 nucleotides long. RefSeq lists its product as uncharacterized. NCBI's taxonomy places the organism in Eukaryota, Oomycota, Peronosporomycetes, Peronosporales, Peronosporaceae. The record is from RefSeq and is a predicted model, not a curated record. Bases 1 to 342 code for a protein of 113 amino acids. The transcript has 4 exons.